AAUCAAUGUCUGGAUACCAAUAGGUGCAUAUAUAAGCCAAACACUCGCUCUGUGCUACCACUGGAACACAGAAACUGUACGGACAAAUCGAAAUCCUCUCGUCUCGUUGAUUAGUAGGUAUGGGGGUAUACUUAAGUACGCCUAAAACGGAUAAGACGUCUGAGGAUGGAGAAAACGAGAAACUAAGAUAUGGAGUCUCAUCUAUGCAAGGGUGGCGUACAUCAAUGGAAGAUGCUCAUGCUGCUUUACUUGAAUUGGACAACUCCACAUCUUUCUUUGGUGUUUAUGAUGGCCAUGGAGGUCAGGCAGUUUCUAAGUUUUGUGCCAAGUUUCUUCACCAACAAGUACUCAAUCAUGAAGCUUACUCUGCUGGUGAUGUAGGCACUGCUGCCCAAAAAUCUUUUCUCAGAAUGGAUGAGAUGAUGUGCGGACAACGUGGCUGGAGAGAGCUAGCGAUAUUAGGAAAUAAAAUUGAUCAGUUUAGCGGCAUGAUAGAAGGACUCAUUUGGUCACCGAGGAGUGGCAAUUUAAAAGCUAUGGAGGAUAAUUGGUCUACUGAGGAGGGACCACACUCUAAUUAUGAUGGACCAGCGUGUGGUAGCACCGCUUGCGUUGCCAUCAUCCGUAACAACCAACUUGUUGUAGCAAACGCUGGCGAUUCUCGUUGUGUACUAUCUCGUAAGGGUCAGGCAUAUAAUCUUUCGAAAGACCACAAGCCCGAUCUUGAAGUUGAGAAAGAAAGGAUAUAUAAAGCCGGUGGGUAUAUUCAUUAUGGUCGAGUAAAUGGGAGUCUAAACUUGGCUAGAGCAAUUGGUGACAUGGAGCUGAAAAGAGAUAAAACACUUCCACCUGAAAAGCAAAUUCUAACUGCCAAUCCUGAUAUAAAUUCGGUUGAGCUAUGCGAGGAUGAUGAUUUUCUUGUUCUUGCCUGUGACGGUAUAUGGGAUUGCAUGUCAAGCCAGCAACUGGUAGACUUUGUUCGCGAACAAUUAAAAACUGAAAGUAAGCUAUCAAAAGUUUGUGAGAAGGUAUUUGAUAGAUGUUUGGCACCCGUUUCUGGUGGUGAAGGGUGUGAUAAUAUGACCAUGAUCUUGAUCCAGUUCAAGAAACCCGAAUCUGGUCCAUCUACAUCACAACUACCAGAUUCAUCUAAUGGUCAAGAAGUACCAGAAUCAAACUAGCUGAAUAUGUAUUUUGUAUAGCGGUUCGAUAGAAAAUCUGGAAUGCCAAUUCUGGUGCUGGACUUGACUACUGGUACAAUCUUUCUGCUUUGCCUUGUUAUUUGCACCUUGAACGCCUUAUAUUGGAUCUGGUCAUUCAAGCAUUGGAAAUGUUUGUGUCUAUUUGGGGCAUUUAACCAUUAUAGCUUUGAUAGUUAACAAUUGUUUGUAUACGAAACCUUUUGUUCUUGAACUCCAUUUGGCACUACUUGCAUAUGAAGAUGGGGACCGUAGGAACUCACAAAUGGUAGCUAUUGCCAAUUGCAUCACCACUUGUACAUAACUUUCUAUAAGCUUGGUGUUUUUGACUCGAAUAAUUUUCCUCGAUGAAAAGAGUAUAGAAUGGAGCAAACUUUAGGUGGUGUUUGUUUUUAA
Molecule: messenger RNA, 1595 nt
Organism: Erigeron canadensis
Lineage: Eukaryota; Viridiplantae; Streptophyta; Magnoliopsida; Asterales; Asteraceae
Product: probable protein phosphatase 2C 60
Exons: 12
Coding region: 120-1181 (353 amino acids)
Biological process (GO): protein dephosphorylation
Molecular function (GO): cation binding; protein serine/threonine phosphatase activity
Source: RefSeq, a predicted model, not a curated record